Messenger RNA from Diplodia corticola, 1356 nucleotides. RefSeq names its product wd40 repeat-like protein. Gene Ontology annotation, biological process: protein polyubiquitination; proteasome-mediated ubiquitin-dependent protein catabolic process; transcription-coupled nucleotide-excision repair. Gene Ontology annotation, cellular component: nucleotide-excision repair complex; Cul4A-RING E3 ubiquitin ligase complex. NCBI's taxonomy places the organism in Eukaryota, Fungi, Ascomycota, Dothideomycetes, Botryosphaeriales, Botryosphaeriaceae. The transcript has 2 exons. Gene Ontology annotation, molecular function: protein binding. The record is from RefSeq and is a predicted model, not a curated record. Bases 1 to 1356 code for a protein of 451 amino acids.
AUGAAUGCUCUCCUCCUGAACCGCGCCCUGGGCGUUAUAUCGCCCCCCGCUUUCCAGCGCCAUGAGACUACACGCCUGCUGCAUGCUUUGCAGUCCACUCCUGUCCGCUUUGACGGCUCAGCUCAGGCCGACGGUGAUGCGCUCCCAGAAGAGGUCAAGGCACAUGCCGCUGGCGUUAAUGCCAUGACCAUUGACAAGUUCGAGGGCCGAUAUCUUUUGUCUGGCGGUGCCGACUCCUCCAUCUGCAUGUGGGAUCUCGAAUCCCGCGAAGAGGGCUCAGUCGACACCGUGUACCCGCUUGGAACGUUGCCAAAAACCUCCAAAGCCCACCGCUUUGGCGUAACACAUGUCUCUUUCUACCCGUUCGACUCCCUCGCUUUCCUCUGCUCUUCCUACGACCACACGCUCAAGAUAUACUCUUCCGAGACCCUCCAGUUGUCCGCAUCCUUCGACCUCAACCAUGUCGUCUACUCGCACUCCAUGUCCUCCAUAGCCUCUCAUCUCCUCGUCGCCUGCGCCACCCAGCAACCUACCGUCCGCCUCGUCGAUCUCCGUUCGGGAGCCGCAACGCACUCGCUUGCCGGCCACGCCGGGGCCGUCCUGUCCACCGCCUGGAGCCCCACGACAGAGCACAUCGUGGCCAGCGGCGGUGCCGACGGCACGGUGCGCUUCUGGGACAUCCGGCGCAGCGCGGGCUGCCUCGGCCUGCUCGACAAAGAAGACUCGAUCGGCGUGGCCGGCCUGGACGGGCUGGGCGGCAGCUCUGCGCGCAACAACCGGCAGCAAGGGCGCGCGCACGGCGGCGCCGUCAACGGCGUCGUCUGGACCGAGGACGGCCGGCACGUCGUGACGGCGGGCCACGACGAGCGCGUGCGCGUGUGGGACACGGCGACGGGCGCCAACACGCUGGCCAGCUUUGGCCCGGCGGUCAAGAACGCGCAUCUGUCGGCGUUGCUGCCGUUGGUGUCACCGCCCGCGCUGACGGCGCCGGGCAAGGAGUGCUUGUUCUACCCGAGCGAGCGCGAGAUUUUGGUCUACGAGCUGUUCGACGGCCGCCUCCUCAGGCGGCUGAAGGCGCCGCACUGUGCGACGGGCACGGUUGGUGCGGCGGGGAAUCAGAAGCAGCUGAAGAACCGGACGACGGCGCUGGCGUGGCGCGCGCAUGACGUCGAGGUCUAUUCUGCGCAUGCUGAUGGGACGAUCAGGGCUUGGGCACCGCGGACUGAGGAGGAUGUCAUGGCGGAUGAUGAAGAAAGGCAGGAGGCGGAGCAUGAAGAGCAGACGAGGAAACGGAAGAGGGAGGCGUUGGAGGAGAUCUAUAGGGAUUUUACAAAGAAGCAGAUGAUCUUUAAUUAG